Molecule: messenger RNA, 1551 nt
Organism: Colletotrichum truncatum
Lineage: Eukaryota; Fungi; Ascomycota; Sordariomycetes; Glomerellales; Glomerellaceae
Source: RefSeq, a predicted model, not a curated record
AUGGGUGUGAAGGGAAUCCUACAGCGGACCACUCAGGUCGACCCCAAAUUUCUGUUCUUCGACGACGCCACUGUAUACAAUGGCAAAACCGUUGACCUUCGAGAUAAGAUGGCUGAGAUUGUCUCUGGCAUGAAAUCUUGCCCCUCCUUCUCCGGCUUGAUUUCAAUCCCGAGAUUCGCAAAACCUCACGACAUUUCAUCCGUACCCAAAACCGAGCUUUGGGCCGAUUUUCUCAAGUCCGCGGGCUCUUCGCCUCCGCCAGCAUUUGUACGGAUUCCAUUCUACGCGCCAUUCCUGAUCUACUACUCCUCCGGGACGACUGGUAUCCCGAAGGCGAUUGUCCAUACUGUGGGCGGCGUCAUGCUUAACGCCGUCAAAGAAGGCCGCCUUCAUGAAUCUAUGUCCGCCGAAUCCGUUACUUUGCAGUACACUACUACCGGAUGGAUCAUGUACCUAGCAAACGUAGCAGCUCUACUGAGUGGCGCUCGUGUUGUUAUGUAUGACGGUUCGCCCUUCGUUCCGGAUCUCACCUCCUUCAUCCGUAUCCUCGGAGAGCAGCGUGUAACGAAACUUGGCAUCAGCCCGAGAUGGAUGUUUGAGGUGGCCAAGAAUAACAUCAGCCCUCGAAAGGUGACAGACCUGAGCUCACUGAAAAUUGUAACAAGCACCGGUAUGGUUCUCUCCAACCAGCUGUUUGAGUGGUUCUACGACGCCGGUUUCCCAAGCCAUGUCCACCUGGCGAACCUCUCAGGUGGCACGGAUAUUGCGGGUUGUUUCGGUAUGGAAAACCCUCUUACACCUGUCUACGUGGGCGGCACUCAAGGUCCAUCCCUCGGAGUCCCCAUCGAAAUCUUUGACGCUCAGCUCCCCAACGGGCCUGGAAAAGCUGUACCACGCGGCGAACCAGGCGAACUAGUCGCCACGGCCGCAUUCCCAAACAUCCCAUGCUUCCUCUGGGGUGAUGCUACUUCUCCCUCUUCAUCCGCUUCCAGCUUUGCUUCCGCUCCUCCGGGUACAAAGUACCACUCCGCCUAUUUCGCUCGCUUCGAUCAUGUUUGGGCCCACGGCGACUUUUGCCAAGUCCACCCCAAAACGGGCAAUAUCGCAUUUCUAGGCCGUGCAGAUGGCGUACUCAACCCGAGCGGUAUCCGUUUCGGAAGCGCCGAGAUCUACGCUGUCAUUGAGCGGAAUUUCUCUGGCAAGGUGGUGGACAGUUUGUGUGUUGGGCAGAGGAGGCCUGGUGACAACGAUGAGAGCGUCAUGCUGUUUUUGCUGUUGCGACAGGGUGAGAAAUUUGAUAAGAAGCUGGUGGGAGAGGUAAAGGAUGCUAUUCGGAAGGAGUUGACCAAGAGGCAUGUGCCCAAGUACAUCUUCGAGACGCCUGAAAUACCGACUACUGUGAACCUGAAGAAAGUGGAAUUGCCGGUCAAACAGAUCGUGUCCGGCCAACAUAUCAAGCCAAGCGGCACGCUUCUGAACCCUCAGAGCCUAGACUUUUAUUACCAAUUCGCCAAAGUAGAGGAAGUGCUCUCCGGAAAAGAGAAAUUGUAA